Molecule: messenger RNA, 2001 nt
Organism: Rotaria sp. Silwood2
Lineage: Eukaryota; Metazoa; Rotifera; Eurotatoria; Philodinida; Philodinidae
Source: the annotation of a GenBank genome assembly
AUGCUCACAGCACAUUAUGAUUUAUAUAUUGGUAUUGGAAUUGGUGCUGUAUCUGUUAUUAUUAUAAUUCUUAUCGCAACAAUAAUUUUUUGUAAAUGUUGCGUGCCAUCGUCAAGUCAUCGUUAUUUUGGUCGAUCUGUGAGACAUUAUGCAGCUAUUAAUAAUAUUGACGCUAAAACAUAUUUUAAACCACCACAACAUCUCAUUUAUGCACCUAUUGUUCACCGUAUUCCACAACCACCAGUUAUAACACAAGAAAUAUCUUCAACACAAUCAGCUCGAACAUCAGUUGCAUCAGGUGGUCGUUUAUCAAUUUUGUCGGAAAAAUUAUCUCGUUUAUCAAUUAGUUCAAAUCAAUCAGGUCGUCCAUCUGUAGCAUCAGAUAGUGUACUUCUACAAAAAAAAGGGGAUACUACUCGUUUAUCACAUUCUUAUGAUGAUACAAAUACACAAGCAAUUACAGCACAUUAUGCAGGUCGACGAAGUUCGAAAGUACCACGUUUAUCAACAGCUGGUAUUGAUACACAAGCCGUUGGACAUAGUUCACCACCAGGUGGAACAAAUGCAAAAAAUAUUCGAUUUCAACUAUUUCCUCGUACAUCAGAUGUUGUUGAACAAUCGAUAUCAUCAGUUGAUCAAUCAUCAGCAAUAUCAACAGUACCAACAACUACCAGUAUUGUUGAAGAGCAAACAUUAUCAUCAUCAUCAUCAAAACGCCAAUUAACAAAAACAGAUUCGAUACAAAAUUCAAAUACAAGUCGUCGUCAAUCAUUACUUCGAUCACCAUCAUCAAGAUAUGCAAUACCAAAAUUUCCUAUUGUUACAAAACAAACAGGCUGUGUAGUGCGAGCUUCAACUCCUCUACCAGAACAGGGACUACUUUCACCACCUAUUCUACCUCAAACAUCAUCUUAUCUUGUUCCAAAUAAGACAUUACGUGGUGCAUUAGGUGCCAUUAUGCCUGACCUCUAUUUCGCUGGCACGACAUGCACUAGGAAUAGUAAUAGUACGAAUGCUGGAACAGGUUGUGGUGAACGAACAAACGAUGAAUUAUCAACUGUAGAUGAAAAUAUACAUCGAUUACAUAUUCGAAUUAUGUAUGAUGAUCAUCGAAAUGAUCUUGUUGUGAAUGUAAUUGAAGCUCAAUGUUUACCAUUUGAACGUGUAGAAGUUGCUAAUCCUUAUGUAAAACUUUCUCUUCGACCACCCGUUGAUCAAAAAUUACGUCAAACAUCCGUAAAACCACAAACAAUAAAUCCAAUAUGGAAUGAAUACUUUAAAUUUGGUGUUGCAAAUGAAACUGUAUUUAAAACAACAAAGACUUUGUAUUUUUAUAUUUAUAGUUAUGCACAUUCAAGUCGACCUGAAUGUGUUGGCGAAGCACAAAUACGUUUAACACCACAAACAAUUCAAGGUCGUGAUCUAUGGUGUACUAUUAAUAAACAACGAGCGGAAGAUGAAUAUCUUGGUGAAUUACUAGUUUCAUUAACAUAUUUAGCUCAAGCUGAACGCCUUAAUGUUGGAAUAAUUGAAGCACGCAAUCUAAAAGCUCUUUCAAUGCAUCUUGAAGCUGAUCCAGUAGUUCGUUUAACAUUACAAUUAGGCCAAACUGAUAAAGUUAAAAGGAAAAAAACAAGUGUUAAGCGUAAUACAUUAAAUCCAAAAUGGAAUGAAGAAUUAUCCUUUAAUAUUCCUGGUGUUUCAUUAGAUGAAUCAUGCCUUGAAAUAGGUGUUUAUCAUCAUGACCUUAUCGCACCGGAUGAACCAUUAGGUUUUUUACGCUUUGAAAAUACAACACCUAUUGGUAGUGCUAAUAUAGCACAACAUAGUGAAAUAAUACAUUGGUGUGAAGUUAUUAAUGGCGGACAACGAGCUGCAUGUUGGCAUUUAUUACGAAAAGCUGCAAGAAUUGUACCACCAUCAUCAUCGUCUUCAUCUAAUAAUAAUAAACAUACGCAACAACAACAACAAUCUAAAAAUGCUACAAAUAUUGGCAAAUAA